Cuscuta europaea is the source of this 2175-nucleotide messenger RNA. The record is from the annotation of a GenBank genome assembly. Lineage: Eukaryota; Viridiplantae; Streptophyta; Magnoliopsida; Solanales; Convolvulaceae.
AUUUGCACCACUUCAGCUACUACUACGUACGAGUAUAACAUAGAGACAUUUUAUUUCUCCCUUUCCUAAGCAUCCGGAUUCCCACCUCGCUAGAAGCCUAGAACCAAUGGGCUCUGUCCCAUUUGAGUGAGGUCCGUGAUCAGCGGACUUCCGUUUAUAAUAGACCCAGUGAGUGAGGCAAGUAUUUUUCCCGUGAUCCCUGCACAGUGUGCGCGAAAAUCUCGGAGUUUGGGUUUCCGUAGGCUGCUAACCGCUAAGCUGCUGCUCUUAGUCAUCUUUGCUCCCUCCUGUUCUCAAGAAUUUAUCCAAGAUUUCAACAUAAUUCAUUCACAGUAUGUAUAGCAAGAGAAAGUGAGAAACCCGCCAUUUGUAGUUUUGGGGUUCAUGUAUAGUUAUAGGCGAAAAAGAUCCAAUCUUUUCGGAUUUUUCUUCUGUGGGUAAUGUUACUAGGACAGGUAUGAGUUGUCCGGAGCUUUUGGGAGGAAAAUUUGGAUGGUCUAAGCUGCAGAGUUGACUUUGGGCUGGGUUUGAUUCUUCUCUGAAGGCACCUUUCUUGCAGCAAACGGAGAACUUGUGACCAAGAAUGGAUCCCAAGUCUUUCAUCAGGUUAUCAAUAGGAUCGUUGGGAUUGAGGAUCCCCCAACCGGCCUUAAGCAAUCCAAUAUCUUCUUCUUGUUCAUGUGAGAUCCGUCUUCGAGGUUUUCCCGUUCAGACAAUGUCUGUUCCCUUUUUACCCUCACCUGAAGCUGCCCCAGACUCUAACAGUACAGCCUCCAGCUUCUAUCUCGAGGACUCGGAUGUAAAAUCACUACUCCAGCCUGGCUGCUUUCAUACCAACCACACCUGCCUGGAGAUAGUUGUUUUCACUGGGCAGAAAGGUACCCAUUGUGGGGUUUCUAUUAAGAGACAACAGAUUGGUACAUUUAGGUUGGAAGUGAGUCCUGAGUGGGUUAAAGGAAAACCAGCCGUUCUUUUCAACGGUUGGAUUGGGAUUGGGAAGAGCAAGCAGGGUGACGGGAACACAGGAGUGGAGCUUCAUUUAAGGGUGAAGUUGGAUCCCGACCCGAGAUAUGUUUUCCAAUUUGAGGAGAAGACUAAAUUGAGCCCUCAGAUAGUUCAGCUUCAAGGAACCAUCAAACAGCCUAUUUUCAGUUGCAAGUUCAGUCAAGAUCGGGUCCUGCAGGUGGAUCCCCUGAGCAACUUUUUGUCCGCUGGUUUCGUCGAUAGCUCCUACCUUGAAACAGAAAGAAGGGAGAGGAAAGGGUGGAAGGUAACCAUACACGACCUCUCUGGAUCAGCUGUUGCCGCAGCCUUCAUAACCACGCCAUUCGUGCCGUCAGCGGGUCGUGAUUGGGUGGACCGGUCCAACCCAGGAGCUUGGUUGAUCGUCCGGCCCGAUCCUUUUACGCCCGACAGCUGGCAACCAUGGGGGAAACUGGAAGCGUGGCGGGAACGCGGCGGGAUAAAAGAUUCCGUCUGCUGCCGCUUCCGCCUUCUGUCUGAGGAAGGUGGCGAGGAUCUUAUCAUGUCAGAGAUACUCAUCGGUGCCGAGAAGGGCGGGGAGUUUUACAUAGACACUGAAAAACGGGUGGUGGGUCCGGUGCCGAGCCCAAGAAGUAGCGGUGAUGACUUGUCGUCGGGGUUGGGUCCCAUUUUAGGAGGGGGGUUUGUAAUGAGGUGUAGGGUGCAAAGCAAGCUGGUGGUGCAACUGGCGAUGAGACACGUGACUUGUGUGGAGGACGCCGCCAUUUUUAUGGCACUUGCAGCUGCUGUUGAUCUUAGUGGUGAGGCAUGCAGGCCAUUUCGCAGAAGGCUUAGGAGAGGCACCACUCACCAUUCGUGGUGAUAUACCAAUUGUUAUACAACGCACUCCCUCGGUCCCUUGAAGCAUGAACGGUGCUGGCAAGUUGUCUUAUAACUUUUGUACACUUUUGGUACAGAAGUGAUUGAUAUAAUGUGUUAUAUUUCUACAUAUGCUAUAUUUUUAUGUAAAUUCCGUUAUAAAAUAUGUAAAUACGUAUAUGCAAUAUGUAAGAGAUUAUAUUAUUAAUAAUUUAUAUUUAAUGUAAAUGUGAUACAUUAUAAUGUAAAUGUUAUUAUGAAUAUUUAAAAAACGUGUGAUUAACUUGUAAAUGUAAUACUCUCUAUAGCAUUUAUUGAUAUACUCCCUCCGUU